Drosophila navojoa is the source of this 629-nucleotide messenger RNA. It is a transcript of the gene Cks85A, whose product is annotated as Cyclin-dependent kinase subunit 85A. NCBI's taxonomy places the organism in Eukaryota, Metazoa, Arthropoda, Insecta, Diptera, Drosophilidae. Gene Ontology annotation, molecular function: cyclin-dependent protein serine/threonine kinase regulator activity. The record is from RefSeq and is a predicted model, not a curated record.
UUAAGCCGCCACGAAAAGCGAGAUUUAUUAUCCCAAAUAAUAAAUAAAUAUUAUUUAUCAUGCCCGCAGAUCAAAUUCAAUAUUCCGAAAAAUAUUUUGACGACAAAUAUGAGUAUAGGCACGUAAUUCUGCCGCCCGACUUGGCCAAGCAUGUCCCUAAAUCGCAUUUAAUGACAGAGACGGAAUGGCGUAACCUUGGAGUUCAACAGAGUCCCGGCUGGGUACAUUACAUGAUGCAUGCGCCCGAGCCGCAUGUUAUCCUAUUCCGUCGCAAACACGUCGAGGACGAGACAUCCGCUUCGCAACCAACUACAGCCAAUAAUGUCAAUGUUUGCGUCUAGUUGGAACAACGAGAUGAAGACGCAGACAAGGACGAGCCAGAGGCAGAGGCUAGUAGAGUUGGUAGCGAGCAUUAUGUUAAUGUUAGACAGUAUUCAAUAAGAUUGGAGUUAAUCAUCAGUCACCUUGAUGUAAAAUAUGUUUACAGUAGGUUAAUACAUUGUUACAAUUAUAGCCUUAAGUUCUUUGUGGCCAUUCAGUCAAACACAAAUUUGAAAGCCUUUCACGAAUUUUUCCCUAAGUUUAUUUACCUAAUAUACGAAACGUACGCCAUGUGUACAAAUUACAAG